Molecule: messenger RNA, 970 nt
Organism: Linepithema humile (Argentine ant)
Lineage: Eukaryota; Metazoa; Arthropoda; Insecta; Hymenoptera; Formicidae
Gene: MED31
Product: mediator complex subunit 31
Biological process (GO): regulation of transcription by RNA polymerase II
Cellular component (GO): core mediator complex; mediator complex
Molecular function (GO): transcription coregulator activity
Source: RefSeq, a predicted model, not a curated record
GAGCGAUAUCAGCGCCAAUCAGCGCUGAUGACUACUGUAAAUUGCUGUGAACUGUAAUGUUUCGUUAAAGUGUAUGAAAUUGUUUAUUGUUUCGUGCUUUUUCUCUUACAAAAACAAUAACAAAUAUACGAUUUCUAUUUACUGAAUUUUAUGUACUAUGAACCGACCGGAUGAUCCGCCGGGGCUCAUGAAAGGCAGAAAACCAUCUUUUAUUGGAAUGAACGGAGUUCCUGAGACAGACGAACAGCAGCGUUUACGGUUCCAGGUUGAGUUGGAAUUUGUACAAUGCCUUGCUAAUCCAAAUUAUUUAAAUUUUUUAGCGCAACGUGGCUAUUUCAAAGACUCAACAUUUAUCAAUUAUCUCAAAUACUUGUUGUAUUGGAAGGAACCAGAGUAUGCAAAAUAUUUGAAGUAUCCUAUGUGCUUGUAUUUCCUGGAUUUAUUGCAGUACGAGCAUUUUAGAAGGGAAGUCGUUAAUGCUCAAUGUACAAAAUUCAUCGACGAUCAGCAAAUUCUUUUGUGGCAGCAUUAUACUCGACGACGUACCAGACUUCUACAAACAGCUACUGAGCAAACGCAACAUGUCAAUACUCAAAAUAACGGUAUUGCGCAACCUAAGGUUCCUUGAACUCAUAGUUUUAAUAAUGUUCAGCUGACGCGUUUACAGAAAAUUUAAUAUGAAAUUUACAUUUUAUAUCUACAUUUGAUUUUUCCAAUAUGGUAAGGCUUCUUGCAAGAACUAAUUUUGUUGCUUGACUGUGAUAAAUCGUGAAUUUUCUCAUGUUUUUAUAUGUCGUUGAAUGAUAUCUUUUUUUUCUCACUUAAAUAGUACUCAAUAUUCGCAUAUAAUAUUCAUCAUUUGCGUCAAAAAAAGUUUAUUUUUUUUUAAUGUUCAGUCUUAUUACAAUUUAUAUAUCUAUAUGUAGAUUUAACACUUUUCGAAAUAUAGUAUAACACAAUUAUUCAUAUA